Messenger RNA from Neolamprologus brichardi, 1234 nucleotides. Its product is annotated as adenosine receptor A1. Lineage: Eukaryota; Metazoa; Chordata; Actinopteri; Cichliformes; Cichlidae. The record is from RefSeq and is a predicted model, not a curated record. Gene Ontology annotation, cellular component: dendrite; synapse; plasma membrane. Gene Ontology annotation, biological process: G protein-coupled adenosine receptor signaling pathway. Gene Ontology annotation, molecular function: G protein-coupled adenosine receptor activity.
AUGGCUGCGUGGAGCUGGGUGGCCUACACAGUACUAGAAGUGCUUAUUGCUGCAGCGUGUUGCUUUGGUAACGUGUUGGUGAUGUGUGCUGUGUGUUUCGGUGUCCGGGAUUCCCUUCGGGAACCAACAUUCUGCUUCCUCGUGUCCUUGGCGGUGGCUGACUUCCUUGUGGGUGUGGCCGCUGUGCCCCUUGCAGUAUUAUUGGAUGGCUGGGUGAGUCUAAUCCCUGAGUUGUGCCUGCUUCUCAGCUGUGUUGUGCUGGUGUUGACGCAGGCAUCUGUGCUGUCACUGCUGGCGAUUGCUGUGGACCGAUACCUGCGCUUGCACACACCACUCAGGUACAAAGCCUUGGCCACACAAAGGCACACAUGGAUCGGCGUGUCUGUUUGCUGGAUACUUUCAUGUCUCCUUGGCUUCACUCCUCUAUUCGGCUGGCACAAUUACUCCUCCCCAGCAUCUGAUUCUACCAACACAUCGUCCACGUCUUUCAUCCGUCCGCCGUGCACUUUCCUCUCAGUUAUCUCCCUCCCUUUCAUGGUCUACUUCAACUUUCUCGGAUGUGUCGUGGCCCCCCUGCUGGUCAUGACCCUCCUCUACGCUCGAAUCUUUUGGAGCCUACAGGGACGUCUAAAGGACAGCUGCCCUCAGACCCAGGCCUCUCUGCUCAGGGAGAAGAGGCUGGCCUGCUCCCUGGCUCUCGUCCUCAUCUUGUUUGCUGGCUGCUGGAUUCCUCUCCACCUGAUGAACUGUCUGCUGUUGUUUCAAGGCCCUCAGGCUGUCACACAGGGAUCGCUCUAUACAGGUAUUCUCCUGUCUCACGCCAACUCAGCAGUCAACCCUGUGAUCUAUGCCUGUCGCAUCCCAAAGAUCCAGCAGGCCUACGGUCAGUUAUGGAGGCGCUUCCUUGCGUGGUUAAACUGUUGCCAUCGGGAAAAAGCAGGUUCGCAGAUCAUUAACAUGCAGCUGAGCCAUUAACAUGCACAUCUGGAUAAAGAUGGACGACCAGUCUCCAAUACGGAGCCUUUGGGACUUUGUCAGGAAGUUUCUAUCUACUCAUAGAAUCUGUGUUCAACCAUCAUGUAAAGCUUUAUUAAAGCGAAUCACAUAGACUGGGGGAGGUUGAGUGUAAUUUCCAUUUAUGGAAAUUUGUGCAAACUUUAUUCUACAGACAGCAAUUUCCUGUGUCUCCACUAGAGGGCGGCACACACUAACAAACGGCACAGCUCCUGUUCGA